AUGAGUAUUCCUGCAGAAACCUACUAUCUUCAUCUGGCGCUCUUGAUGGGAAACCUCGAUAGUGCACUUAGUAUCAGAGACUUACGAACUAUCUCAAGAGGCCGUCAUCUAGCUGAGCUUGGUAGUGGUUUAGAUAGAACCAGAUUUAGCGAUGAUAAUGAUAGUGAAGACAAAGAAAAGCUAGGGGCCCGCAAAUGCAAGGAACACUAUAAAGAACAGGUAGGCGCAAUCCAGCAUGGCUUCAGGGCUCUUCAAGAGAUGGCUCAUGAGUCUAAAAUCAGAAGUACAUCUCAAACACCAUUUUUCUAA
Messenger RNA from Lobosporangium transversale, 309 nucleotides. RefSeq lists its product as hypothetical. NCBI's taxonomy places the organism in Eukaryota, Fungi, Mortierellomycota, Mortierellomycetes, Mortierellales, Mortierellaceae. The record is from RefSeq and is a predicted model, not a curated record. The coding region runs from base 1 to 309 and encodes 102 amino acids. The transcript is spliced from 3 exons.